CGCCGCCAUCGGGAGGGGCCGGGCCGGAGCCGGCGGCCGCCACAUGGGCCUGGCGGGGCCGCAGCGCCCCGGGGCCGCGCCGGGGCCGCUCGUCCUGGCGCUGCUGCUGCUGCUGGGGCCGUGCGGGGCCGUGCGGGGCCGCGGGCAGGCGCCCGCAGCAGGUAGAAACUGUAGCUUUUUGCAGGAAAUGGAUGUCAUCCAGAAAUGGGAUGAAAACUGUUAUUGCUAUGUCCAAAACAGAACCAUUCACUUACAGUACGUUUGGUCGACUCUUCAGGUCAAAGUUAACAGCAGAGAAAUAUUCAGGUUUGAGCCUAUUUCAGAAAAAAGCAACUGUCGCAAUUCGGAAACCGUUUUUGAGUUUGCUGCAUGUGCUGUUCGAGUCUUCUGGAAGCCAGAGACAUCUACAGAAACUUUCUUGAGCAUAAAACAAUAUGGGGAUGAUAUUUGUUUCAAAAUACAGCCCUCCAAAGCCGAGCCGUACACCGUGAGCGUGAAGCGGGAAAUGCUAGAUGGAAAGCUCUUGUUUUUGUUUGUAGCUGGGAUUUUUCUGUUCCAUUUUGCCAACAGCCUGAGCAGGAGUACCAAGUUCUUCUACCUUUCUGGAGUAAUACUGGGUGUUUUUGCCCUGCUAGUCUUUGUCCUGUUGACACUUAAAAGGUUUAUUCCAAGGCACAGUACCUUCUGGAUCUUAAUGAGUGGCUGCUGGAUGUCCUCCCUCUAUUUUAUUUACUGCUUCAAAGAGAAUAUGCAGUGGUUGUGGUCUGAACACAGAAACUACUUGUUGGGGUAUUUUCUGACUGUUGGAAUCAUCAGCUUUGCCACUUGUUAUCAGCAUGGACCACUUACCACUGAACUGAGCAUAACCCUCUUCACCUGGACGCUGCAAUUAACAGCCUUUGUCUUGAUUUACUGUGGUGUCACCAUACCUCAAGUUGCAUAUGCAGUUAUAGCAGUCAGCCUCUGCUCCAAAGGCCUGUGUUACCCCCUUGGUGCUGCUUGUCACAUAGGCAGAAAAAUGAAGAACCACUUCAAAUCAAAAAAGUUAGUGUUUAAGUGCCUUACUGAAGAGGAGUAUCGAGAACAAGGUGAAGCAGAAACUAGCAGAGCUCUGGAGGAGCUACGCUCAUUCUGCAGGAACCCUGACUUCCCAUCAUGGGUAGCUGUAUCCAGACUCCAGUCCCCACACAGGUUUGCAGGUUUUGUUCUGGGAUCUCCCCACGUCUCACCUGCAGAAACAAAGGCACACGAGGAGGAAUAUGGCAUUGGGAGCUUCUUCCUGGAAGAGCAGCUCUUUGAGAUGCUGGCAGAAUCUGAGCAAGAUGAUCCAGCUGGUUCCAUCCAUGAAGGGGAGGAGGAGGAUGAAGAUGAAAUGCAUAAACACCUUCCAUUUCCAUAUGCUACUGAGCUGCUCUGAGCUUUGGGAAAUAACCAACAAACAGAGUGAAAACACAUUUGUGCUAGAAAGAAAGGAUGCAGACUGCAAACUUAUGCUUGGUGAUUUCUUGUGGCUGCUGGUGGACAAACAAGGAUUUUUGAAAAAAAAGUUUCCUGUAUCACUGAUGUUGCUGUUCAAGUGAAGAGGAUUCAAGUGCUAUGGGUACUUUAACUUGGGAAGUAAACCUUGCCAAUUUCCAAAGCAAGUACUGACAGCAGCCUGUCCCACCAGGAUGUUUUUCCAAGGAUACUACCUCUAGAGAACAGAGAACCUGUUUUGGCCCUUCUCAUCGUCAAGUCCUCUGUGCUGAGCACUAGGAGGAGAAGCCAUUUUUAAUUCUCUACUUAGUAAUUACUAAGUAGCCUAUGUGCCAACAAUUUCAAUAAUGCUGUUAAUGUGCUGAUAAACUAUUUUUAGUGUUUGCUGGACUUUUCAAUGUUAAAGAUUCAGAGAGUUAACACAGUUGAACAAGGUUUGUUUGCGCUUCUGGCUGGGGUUGCUGUCUGUUAGCUUAAUUUUGCCUCUCCACAUAUGUUUUAAGCUCUGCUUACUAUUCUUCAAAGCCCUGCAUGACUUUUCACCCUCUGCUUGCACUGUUCUGUUCUUGGUCUCUGCUCUAGUGACACUGUACUUUGUUCUUCUGUCUCUUCACAGACUCUUCUUCUGUCUUCUACAGAUCCCUCGCUGCUGAACCCUUCAGACCUCUGCUUGUCUCUUGACAGAUGAUGCAGCAGAGCACUUCCAUCCCCAAAUGUAUUUUUACUAUUGCUUUCAAUUUUAUUGUCACCUGACCUCCGAUGGGCACUGCCCUCUAUUCUAGGCCUCAACAGCCCAGAAAAGGUGACAAAAUCUGAGGCUGUUUCAGCUGCUUGGAGGAACUGCUGUCAGCAGAGCUGGAGUGAUGCUGUAACCAUGUAACUGGGAAUACAGAUAACCCACACACAGCUUCACUGUCCUCAGAGUACUCAGUAGUUUGCUCAUUCAAUAAAAAGUGGAAAGUAAUUCCUGGCAAAACAGGGAGGGAGCAUUACCUUGCUCCUUCCUCCCCCCUUCUUUAUCCCUCUUUGGGACUUACCACAGGAGGUGCGUGGGGAGGAAAAGAAAAGAGCAGGGACAGAAAUUUAGGCAGAUAUCUUUCAGCUUAUAUAUUACACAAUCCUCAGCUAGGGAGUAGAUCAUGUCCCCUCAGUUUAUCCACCUGCACAGGUAAAUUCCUUCUUUUGUUCUUUACACUAUCCCUGUAUUCUUCUAGCCUCGCCUUCCAGUACAACUUGCAGAAAACAUAAGACUAUUAAUUCUGUCCCCAUCUGAUCUUACAGACCCACCAGUAUGGGUGGUGGGAAGCAGUCAGCUCUCCAGAAGGGCAUUUCAGAGCAGGAUAUAUUAAUUUUAAAAGGGAUAUAUUUUCUUUGUGACACAGAGAGUGAUGCAGUGUGACUUCAGCAGCACCUGCACUAUCAUGGUUUCUCAUUGUCCAUUGCUGGACAAGGGAGAAAAUCUGUUACCUCUAACAGUGCUAAGAAGUGCUGCUGUAGUACAUUCCAACAGCUCCUCUGUAUAAAGCAGGACUUGGAGUUGGUGCUUGAAAGCCUUACUUAUAUGGGCCUUCCUCCUUCCUAGAACUUCAAUGUUGCUUCAUUUGAAAAGAAACUUCCAUUUUACAGGAAGGAGACACUUACCACCCUUCUGUGCCAGAAAUUUAUAAAUACAUAUGUAGAUGAUCCAAGAUACACUCACUGGUAAGACCACGACAUUAAAAAACUACAAGAGAGUUCUGUUCAGGAAGGCCACUAGCAGCAGGAGUCACUUCAAAGAGAGGCUGCUAUUACCAAAUUCACAGUUAAAUUGCCAUGCACACCCCAAAGUCAGGCUUGGCUUGGGGUUCUGUCACUAGCAGGAAGCCAGAAGCAUUAGCUGUUGUGAAAACUGAGGAAAGCCUCAUGACCUUUGAUGGUUUGGGAGAAGGAUGGAAACUCCCUCACCCCAAACAAUGAUCUUUACUGUAGAAUAAGGAUUUAUUUAGCAUUUGCCUGUGUUGCCAUCAUGAAAAAGAGGUACUUAGAAUUAUUACAGAUUAGUCAAAAAAGGAUACUUGAAGAGAUGUCUUAAUGUUAUAUAUUUUUUGCAUGUUUUAAAGUACACUUUUUUUCAGUGUACUUUGUAGUUACUUAAGAACUCACAUCUAUGUGGUUUGAGGCCACGGGGCAGAAUCAGCUUAAACACAGUGCUUCUGAUUUCCUCUUGUUUACUGAGGCAGUGGUGAUUAUCCUUCCUUAAGUACAUAAUGUGUAUUUAUAUACAAUAGCCCAGGUAACACAUUAAGGUAGUAUUUUACCUAAGCAGUAUGUUCAAUGGAAAAACACCCCUACACAAAGCAGGCAAUUAGAGUUUUCAGACACUGCCCCUUUUUCUAAAUUACUUGGAACAAUACCAGGUAUAUGGAUGCCAACAAGGAAAAAAAAAAAAGAAGGAAAAAAGAACAAACCAGGUUUUAUGCAUGUGAGAAAGAUGAAGACUGCUUUAGUGGAUAGUUGAUACUUACUUUAAAAGUCCUCAUAAGCUUGUCCUGACAUUAGAAGCAUCUGAUCAACAAAAUGUGCCAAAACCAACCCCUGUCAUAUGAGCCCUUUGCCAACAGGGAGCUUACUCACAGUGCUCCUGUGAUAUAUGGAGAUUGCACAGGUUUACUGAAACACAGUUGUUAAGAAGUUGGUAAGUAUUGUCUGGUGUUCGGCCAGAAUAUCUUGGAACAGAAUCUGGGUAUUAAUCCAUUGUCUUUAACUUUUACAAAAGCCUUUCUUCCUUAAUGAAGGAUGAAUUACAUUUAUCUUCUGUUUCACAGCACUCAAAAAAGUUAGAAUUUCGUAUUUAUUUUGUAUUCACGGUACAGCAUUCCUGAUAUACUGCCUUGUACUUCCAAGGUUUUUAAAAAUAAAUGUAUUUUUCAAAUA
Messenger RNA from Apus apus (common swift), 4389 nucleotides. It is a transcript of the gene NEMP2, whose product is annotated as nuclear envelope integral membrane protein 2. Gene Ontology annotation, cellular component: nuclear envelope. Lineage: Eukaryota; Metazoa; Chordata; Aves; Apodiformes; Apodidae. The transcript has 9 exons. The record is from RefSeq and is a predicted model, not a curated record. Bases 44 to 1417 code for a protein of 457 amino acids.